This is a messenger RNA of Dictyostelium discoideum AX4, 2779 nucleotides long. RefSeq lists its product as hypothetical. Gene Ontology annotation, biological process: DNA-templated transcription initiation; transcription by RNA polymerase II. Gene Ontology annotation, molecular function: protein heterodimerization activity. The annotation marks the transcript as partial. Gene Ontology annotation, cellular component: transcription factor TFIID complex; nucleus; transcription regulator complex. Lineage: Eukaryota; Evosea; Eumycetozoa; Dictyosteliales; Dictyosteliaceae. The transcript has 2 exons. The record is from RefSeq and is a predicted model, not a curated record.
UACACAACAGCCUCAAGCUCAACAGCAACAACAUCAACAUCAACAGCAACAACAGCAACAACCACAAGCUCAACAACAACAAGCCCAAUCUCAACAACCACAACAACCUCAACAAGCAACACCAAAACCUCAACCUCAACGUACAGUUAUUACUUUAACUCAACAACAACAACAACAUUAUUUAACAUUGACAAAUCAACAAGCACAACAACAAUAUUUACAUCAAAUAAGAGCACAACAACAACAGGCCGCUCUACUAUUACAACAACAACGUUUACAACAACAACAACAACAACAACAACAGCAAGUACAACAACAGGGUCAACCAAACCCACUAAUGGGUGGUGCAGCAAAAACUAUAUAUAUGUCAACUCAACAAGGUGUUCCACAACCACAACAAAAUACUAUACAAAAGAUGCCUCCAAAUGUAGGAACAGCCCAAAUGAAACCAAUGCCACAAAAUCAACAAAUGUACUCACAACAAACAGGUGUCCAACAACAACAACAACAACAACAACCACAAGUUAUGAAUAUUGCAAAACCACAACCAACUGUACAACCCCAUCCUCAAGCAUUACAACAACAACAACAGCAGCAACAACAACAACAACAACAACCUCAAACAUUACAACAACAACAACAACAACCAAGACCAAUGGUUGGUGUAAACUCUCCAACUCCAAUUACAUCAUCUACAACAAUUAACGCAAAACCAAUGGCAACAACUACAGCAACAACCAAUCCUCAAAUUACUCAAGCACAAUUACAAUACCAAAAACGUCAACAACAACAAUUACAACAGCAAAUGCAACAACAACAAAGUGCAGGAGGUGUAGCUCAACAAUUACCAUCGUCAAUCCCACAACAACCACCAAAACCACAAAUCCCAACUCAAGUAACAACACAAACUCAACCAUUACCAAAUACACCAACAACAACAACAACGACCACUGCAAGUACCCCACCAACAACCACUACCGCCACAGCAACAACAACAACAACAACAACAACCACACCAACAAUAGCACCAAUAACACCAUUACCAACUCCAACACUCCCAACUCCACAAUCACAGGUUCAGGCACCAACUAUUCAACAACAAAUACAAAAUAUUCAACAACAACAACAAGCAGCAGCAGCAGCAGCGGCACAAACUAACACCACAUCUCAACCUGUACCAGAAUCAAAACCGGUUGAUAUUCAAGCAAAAGUUCAAAACCAUUUCAAUGCUUUAGCAUUGGCAUAUAGAAAUCAAAAAAUCGAUAAAAAUAUUUUGAUGGAACAUUUGGUUUUGUUGUUUGGUAAUAAUAACGCAUUGAACUAUGCCAAGAAAAUUGAUGAUAUUCCAACUGAAAAAGUUCCAGCUCUACCAAGAGAUUUCGAUUUAGAUAAUAUUCUCAGAAGAACAUCCGAACUUCGUCAAUUAACUUUACUCUAUCAAAAAACUAGUCAAAGUGGAACAAGUAAGCCAGCAGCCGAUGGUCCAAAUGCUACUCCCCCCGCUGCAAAUGGAGCCCAACCAAAACUACCACAACCAAAUGGUACUACACCUGCACCAUCCAAUGCACAACUUUCAAAAGAACAAAAGAAAGAAUUGGCAAAACAAGAGAGAAUGAAAAAGAAAGAAUUAAAAGAAGAGAAAAAACAAAGAGAGAAAAAAGAAAAAGAAGAAAAAAAACUUCAAGCUCAAAUUGCUUUACAAGAACAAAAAACAAAUCAAGAAGCAGAGAAUGAAGAUGAUAAACAAAAUAUUAAAGAUUUAAAUGAUGUUACUAAAAUUGCAAAUAUUGAUAUGAAAAAUGAAUCAGAUCACUUUUUACCAGAUACAAAUGAAGAAGAAGAAACAUAUACACCAGAAACUGAACCAUUAUUUUUAAAUUCAUAUCCAUUAAGAAAGAAAAUUCAAGCGAUUGCAAUUAAACAUGGAUUGAAAUUAAGUGAAGAGAAUCUUUUAGAGUUUGUAUCAUUGGCAACUCAAGAUCAUCUAAGAACGAUUUUAGAGUUUUUAAUUAAAACAUCUAAACAACGUGUUGAGAUGCAAAAGGAUGAUUUAAUACCAACCAUUAUCACUAGUGAUGUUAAAAAGAAAUUAAAUGCAAUUGAAAAGAGAGAAAGAGAGGAGAGAACUAAGAAAGAGAAUGAAGAACAAGAGAGAUUAUUAAGGGAAGCAAAGGAGCAAGAGGUAACAUCGUCAAAAAAGAAAAUUCCCAUCAUUGACGAUAAAAGUAGUAAUGCAUUAAAGGAGAAGUAUGCAAAAUUUCGUUUGGAGAAAGAAGAGAGAGAAAGAACAUCCGCUGCUAAUUCAACAGCACUUCUCGCAGUUGGUAACAUUGGUAAGAAAAAACCAUUGUCUGCUCCAUUCAUGAAACCAUCCAUUUUCUCUUUAGGUGCAAAUCCUCAAAAUAUUCAACCACCAAUUCCAAGUUCACAAUUGAUCAGUUUCCAACAAUUAAUCAAAGAAGGUAAAACUUUAACUUCAGAACAAGAGGUACAAUAUCAACAAUCAAAAGAAAAUCAUGAAAAUCUUUUAAAGCAAUAUCAUGAAAAAAUUGGUACAAAAGAUUAUCAACCAAUGGAUGUCGAUUCAAAUUCUACUUCAUCAACAAAUCCUUCCUCAACCGUUGGUGGAAGAGCAGGUAUUAAUAACAAACACCCAAAUCGUAAAAUCACUAAAAAAGAUUGUUACUUUUCUCAAAAACAUAUUGGUUAUAAUGUACUCCAAAAAUAUGAACUUUUAAAACUUAGAAAAAGAUUUAAUCCUCAAAAUUUUCCAUUUUAA